UUCUCUCUCGUUCUCUACCGCUCUCCUGACACUCCGUGGUCACAGCCUACUGCUAUAACCACUUUCGGGGCUAGGCGCCAGCCUCCAGAAACGCCGCACACGGGGACGCUAAGUGCUUUAACUCUAUAAAGAAAUCAUGCAAAGAAAAACGUGGAUUGUACAUGUAAUUAACGCGUGAGAUCUACCGCAACCAAGACGAUUCGUUUCACAGUGGGGGUAUUGUGUUGAACUAAGACGACGUGGUGGAGGAACGGAGAAAGGAACAUUGCGACAGAAGCAUCGCAGAAGAAAAACGCCGCACAGGGUUCGAUGUGUCUGAUCAAUCCGAGCACAGGUCUGUGGAAAUGCAGGAUCUAGCCAGCCCUCACAUCAAAGCCUGUGGAAGCAGUAGUGAGUGUCUCGAUGGUCAGAACACCAACAGAUCCCAGAUCAGCCACAACCACACAGCGCCAAAUGGCACAGAAGUUAAGAAGGAGCCAAUGAGCAGUCGCAACAUCAUUGUCUCCUUGGCAACAGAGCAGCCUCCGGACAGCCUAUCAGGAUCAGAGAUUGAAAACAGUGGCCUGAGUCCAAGACAAACACAGCAGUUUCCUCCUCAGAUUCACUCCUCAAAUAGGCCCUACCCACAUAUUGUUCCUGCUCCACCAUCAUCCCAAGCGAUGGCAGUAUACGGGCAAACGCAGUAUCCCACAGGAAUCCAGUCAUCCCCGGCAUACCCAAACUAUUCACCCUCGGGACAAGCCUACGGACUCUCGAGUUAUGGUCCGCUAUGGGCAGGCAUAAAAACGGAGGGCGGUCCGCCACACACCACGUCCCCCGGACAAACCAGCCUCUUGAGCUAUGGUUCCAGCUUCAGCACACCCCAGACAGGACAGGCUCCCUACAGCCAUCAAAUGCAAGGGGGAAGCUUUUCGGCGACGGGACUGUACUCAGGAAGCAGCUACCUCUCGAACUCAACUGGAUUCAACGGUGCUCAGCAGGAAUACCCCUCAUACUCCACCUUCAGCCAAGGGCAGUACUCCCACUAUUACAACAGCGGCUCCUACACCUCCUCCCCCUACGGAACGGGGAACACCAGCAGCCGCACCACCCCCUCCUCAGCCUCCACCUUCACCCUGCAGGAUGCCACGCCCGCCACGAACGGCCAGGCCCCAACCGACAACCGCCCAGUUGGCGAGUACAGCGUAAUCCAGAGUCAGUCCGCUCGCGGCACAGACUCGGGUUUGGAUCAAAAUGGCCGACCGGCGGAAGGAAAAUCACGCGGGCGGGGCAGGCGGAUCACAAACCCGUCUCCAUCUCUGGACUCGGUCCUGGAGCGUGUUUUCAUCUGGGACCUGGACGAGACUCUCAUCCUUUUCCAUUCCCUCCUCACCGGCUCGUACGCCAACAGAUUCGGGAGAGAUACCUCAACCUCUGUGUCAUUAGGACUCAGGAUGGAAGAACUGAUCUUUAAUCUGGCUGACACACAUCUAUUCUUCAAUGAUUUAGAAGAGUGUGACCAGGUCCAUAUCGACGAUGUAUCCUCAGAUGACAAUGGCCAGGAUCUGAGCGCGUACAACUUCGGCUCAGACGGCUUUCAAACGGCGGCCACCAGCGCCAGCCUCUGCCUGGCCUCGGGAGUGAGGGGCGGGGUGGACUGGAUGAGGAAGCUGGCCUUCCGCUACCGACGGGUAAAAGAAGUUUACACCACGUACAAAAGCAACGUCGCAGGUCUGCUGGGUCCAGCCAAAGGGGAGGCGUGGCUGCAGCUGAGGGCUGAAAUCGAAGCUCUCACCGACUCCUGGCUGACACUGGCACUGAAGGCCCUGACUUUAAUCCAUUCAAGGCCAAACUGUGUGAAUAUUUUAGUGACGACAACGCAGCUGAUCCCUGCCCUUGCAAAAGUCCUGCUGUACGGGCUGGGAGCUGCCUUUCCCAUAGAAAACAUUUACAGUGCCACGAAAAUCGGGAAAGAAAGCUGCUUCGAGCGGGUGAUCCACCGGUUUGGGAGAAAAGCCGUUUACAUCGCCGUUGGAGAUGGCGUGGAGGAGGAGCAGGGUUCAAAAAAGCACAACAUGCCAUUCUGGAGAAUCUCCAGCCAUUCGGACCUGGCGGCGCUCCAUCACGCCCUGGAGCUUGAUUACCUAUAGUGCCAUGGCAACCAUCUCCAACGUUGGACUUAACCUGGGAGCCCAUCCUUCAAAAACUGUGGAAACAUUCCCCCUCUUAUUGUGGAACCUGCAUAUAAACCAUGUCUCCUUUGAGUUCCCAUGGCACCCAAAGCCAUAACUAACGUGCCUCGUUUGUUGGUCCAUUUAUUUUCAUCUGAGUGCAUCAUCUGAGGAUAGACUCUUAUUGGUGAGAUGGUUUCACAUAAUGGGCAUCCACAUCACAAGCCCCCAUGGUGACUCGGGAGGCACUGGCUCCCUCCCCUUUUUUUUGCCCCAAAUGGUGGAGGAGGAAUUUGCAGCAGCCCAAUUUGAUGACCUCAUCAAUGUGGGACCGGAGUGCUCUCAGAGAAGCUGUCGGAGCCAUUUUAAAACUCCGUUCUCCAGUGCUGUCAAAUGACUGACCGAGGAGCUAGAAUGGCCGGCACCUCAGUGGAGCUGUGAAGUUCAGCUUCUCCCUUCAGCUUGUGGUCACCCUGUGAAUUGGAGGCACAAGAGCUGCUGAGUCCUGCAUCUGUUAAGGAACUUCUGUUAAGACACCACUUUAACACAUAACAGAAACCCCAGUGAAUCCAUUAAUCUAUCUCUUUAAGAAGGACUUGAAGUGAAUUUUUAAAAAAUAAUUUAAUUAUAAUAAACAUUAUUUGCAAUGGUAAGAUUUUAGUUUACACAAGAGGUGUUUGUGUCUCUGUACAUUUUUAGUCACUGGAUAAACUGCUUGGGCAAAGUAAAGGCUGGUAGACAAAGGAAAUGAUUUUUUACUAAAGUACAGAAGACAAGACUGCAUGUACACAAUACCAUAGGGCGUUAUUUUGAUAUUUGUAGUAUUCAUUGUAUACAGAUAAUUUGUGGGAAUUUGUGACAACUUGUAAGUGUCACAAUGAAGUUCAAGGAUGUCAAGUGUGAAUAGUAAUUUUUGUUUUGAUUUAACCAAAUAUUCUUACUUUCCCUGUAAAAUGUUUUGUGGAAGGUGUGUAAUGUACAUCUUCCAUAUUUACCUCAAGGCCGGUCAGUGGCUCCUGUCCCACAGUUUGACAAUCACUGCUCAGUUUGUCUUUUACUCAUUUACUAAAUCUUUUUAGUGACACCAGUGAAAUCAGUGCAUUGAGAGAGUACUGUAAGGGGUGUCCCUUAAAAAAGAUUCUUAAUUUUAACCAUUGGUGGGAGAGACAUUUGCUUACAUCACCCCACCGCCAUUUUUAGAACAUUUCUUAAAUUUUCUCCCAAAUUUUGAAUGUCCAGUUGCAUUUACCGGCACUCAUUGCUAAAAGCUCCAUGACUACCGACUUGGGAAAGCACCAACAAGCAAUAUUGUAGAGCUUUAUACAUAGUUGAUUGGUCAAGGUUACUUUGAGAUUUAAUUUUUGAUGCACCAUUUUUUUAUUGCUAUUUUUAUACUGGCAGAAUAUUAUACUGGUAAGUGACACAAUUAAUGUCAUGCACAGUGGUUUUAUGUAUAUACAAAGUAGAAUACCAAAUGUUUGUUUAUUUGGUUUUUUGUGGGGGGGUGGGGGGGUGUAUAAAUUAAUAAAAUGUAUCUAUGGUUUUGCUGAUCUUGUCACAGAGGAAUUUGAUUGAAAUAGUGGUAUUUAUAAAUGCUGUAAUUUUGUACAGAAAUAAUAAAUGGUGGAAUGUUUUCAUAAAAGAAUAAAUUCUUUAAAUUUUGUUUUUAUUUUUGAGAUUACUGCCCCCCCAAAUUUCCCCGAAUAACUUUUGUUCCCAUAUCACAGCCUGUCCUGGAACAUUUAUGAAUGUUUUGGAGAACCUUGGUUGAUAUUACGCAAGCAUCAGAUCAAUAGCCACAUGGAGCGCAGUUGGAAAGUGCUCAAAAAUAUUUAUGGGCCCCCCUUUGAUGGUGGACCUCAUCAAACCAGAUGCAUGCAGGACUUUUAUUUUUACAUGCUUUCUUUUUUCUUUUUUUUUAUCUUGAAAUCGAUUAUGCUUAUCAGAUGGAAUUAUAAGGUUAAUGCGCUUUUAUUUUAUGCGAAGCUGGCCUCCCGUCCAUGGAAUGUAUUUGGUGCUGUGGCUCGCUCUGCUGAUAACGACUGAAAGACGUCCACCAAAGACUGACCCCUCCUGGAAUGCCUGAAGUUCUAAUUUCCUCUCUUCACUCACACAACUGAUGACAUAGGAAGUCAACUCUGAAUAAUUAUUUAUGGAAAGAAAUUUUAUUAAAAAUAAUAAUAAACAUAUCAUUUGA
Molecule: messenger RNA, 4347 nt
Organism: Anguilla rostrata (American eel)
Lineage: Eukaryota; Metazoa; Chordata; Actinopteri; Anguilliformes; Anguillidae
Product: eyes absent homolog 1-like
Exons: 18
Coding region: 345-2129 (594 amino acids)
Biological process (GO): negative regulation of extrinsic apoptotic signaling pathway in absence of ligand; cell differentiation; positive regulation of DNA repair
Cellular component (GO): nucleus
Molecular function (GO): protein tyrosine phosphatase activity
Source: RefSeq, a predicted model, not a curated record